Molecule: messenger RNA, 426 nt
Organism: Penicillium cinerascens
Lineage: Eukaryota; Fungi; Ascomycota; Eurotiomycetes; Eurotiales; Aspergillaceae
Exons: 5
Coding region: 1-426 (141 amino acids)
Source: RefSeq, a predicted model, not a curated record
AUGUCCGGCUCAGCAGGCGACAGUGCAAAUACCGACGAAGUGUCGGACCCCAUCCAGCCGGACGUUAGACACCCCGAUACCUUCGCUUCUCGCAGCCCCGAGACCGCCAGCAAAUCUCGUGAGAGGAUGAUGAAUCGCUUCCAGCCUGGGGAAACCCAAACUACUUCUCGGCGCAUGUCAGAUACACCUACCACUAUGCGAGAUCGAUUUGGCGAGGUCAGUCCACAACCAUCCCGGGAAGAUGAAGAUCAAGGGAAAUCGAUGUUGGAAAAAGCGCAUGAAGUGGUGGCCAAGGCAUUGGGAGGGAGUUCGCGUGUUAGUUCUACAUCAACCAACUUUGGGGAUCAGUUUAAGGAUAGUAUUUUCAGUCUGACGCGGAAUCAUACAAUGCCCAAAGAAGACCGCCCCCUGAAGGGAUUCCUAUAA